AUGGUUUUAAAGAAAAAUUUAGAAAAAAUCCUAAAUGACUUGGAAAAGAGAAUUAAAGAAUUAGAGCAAAGUAAUGAAGGGUUACGUUCACAAUUCAAAUAUUUAGAAGAAAAGGUUAGGGAGCGAGAAGAAGAAACCAAGGCCAUUAUUAAUAACUUAGAAGAAAUGAUUAGGGAACGAGAAGAAAUAUCCAAAGAAAAGCAAGGAAUUAUUAAUAAAUUAGAAGAGAGAAUCA
This is a messenger RNA of Funneliformis mosseae, 235 nucleotides long. The record is from the annotation of a GenBank genome assembly. NCBI's taxonomy places the organism in Eukaryota, Fungi, Glomeromycota, Glomeromycetes, Glomerales, Glomeraceae.